This is a messenger RNA of Mesitornis unicolor (brown roatelo), 2205 nucleotides long. RefSeq names its product semaphorin-4G-like. The record is from RefSeq and is a predicted model, not a curated record. Gene Ontology annotation, molecular function: semaphorin receptor binding; chemorepellent activity. Gene Ontology annotation, biological process: negative regulation of axon extension involved in axon guidance; neural crest cell migration; negative chemotaxis. NCBI's taxonomy places the organism in Eukaryota, Metazoa, Chordata, Aves, Mesitornithiformes, Mesitornithidae.
AUGACUGGAGGCACAGCCCAUCUCCUGACGACUUUCUUCGUGGCAGCGGCAGCAAUGGGCUACCAGUCACGGCGUUCUGCCUCUGACCUGGAUGCCACCCCCAGGACAACAGUCACAUUUGAAGAGCUGUCAGGUAUCCGGCGCUUCAGCACACACACCCUCAACUACAGCACCCUGCUGCUGGAGGACGACCGGGGCAUUCUCUACGUGGGCGCCAGGGGAGCCAUCUUCGCCCUCAACUCCAGUGACGUGGCCGACGGCUCCCACCGCACGAUCCACUGGGAAGCUUCCCCACAGAAGCAGAUGGACUGCCUGCAGAAGGGCAAAAACAACAAGACUGAGUGCUUCAACCACGUGCGGUUUCUGCAGAGGCUGAACAGCACCCACCUUUACGCCUGCGGGACCUACGCCUUCCAUCCGCUCUGCGCUGCCAUUGAUGCCAGCAGGUUCACAUUGCCAUCCCACUUUGAGGAAGGCAAGGAGAAGUGCCCGUAUGACCCUGCUCGUGGCUACACCGGCCUCAUCGUGGACGGUGGCUUGUACACAGCCACACGCUACGAGUUUCGGAGUCUCCCCGACAUCCGGAGGAACCUGCACCAGCGGCCACUGAAGACGGAGGAGUCCCCACUGCACUGGCUGAAUGAUGCUGAGUUUGUGGCCUCCAUGCUGGUCCAGGAGAGCAAGGACAACCCCGUGGGUGACGAUGAUAAAAUCUACUACUUCUUCAUGGAGCGGGCGGGUGAGGAGACCACAUCCUUCUUCGACAAGAACCAGGCGGCCCGAGUGGCCGGGGUGGCCCGUGUCUGCAAGAGCGAUGUAGGGGGAAAGAAGAUCCUGCAGCGCAAAUGGACGUCCUUCAUGAAGGCACGCCUGGUCUGCUACAUCCCCUACUACGAGGUGCUGCGCAGUGUCUGCAGCCUGGACGGGGGUGGCUGGGACAGCACUGUCUUCUAUGCCGCAUUCACCCUCUCAGCACAGUGGAGGACCAUGGAGGCCUCGGCUGUGUGCCGCUACAGCAUCUCAGCAGUGCAGCGCGCCUUCGAGGGCCCCUACAUGGAGUACCAGGACUCAGCUCGCAAGUGGUCCCGUUAUGAUGGUGCGGUGCCCGAGCCUCGCCCUGGGCAGUGCAUCACCGACCGCUCCCGCAGGAAGGGCUACAACUCCUCGCAGGACCUGCCCAACAGUGUCCUGGACUUCGUCAAGCUGCACCCGCUUAUGUUUGAGGAGGUGAAGCCGUUUUUUUUGAAGAAGAGCGUGGUGUACAGCCAGCUGACCGUGGACAGGGUGCAGGCCCUCGACGGCCGCUCCUACGAUGUGCUUUUUAUGGGGACGGGAGAUGGCUGGAUCCAUAAGGCCGUGGUGGUGGGCUCCAGCAUCCACAUCGUGGAGGAGGUGCAGGUGUUCAAGGAUGUGCAGCCCGUGGAGAGCCUGGUGAUCUCACACGCCAAGAGGAGCCUGUAUGUGGGGGCAGCCAGUGGGGUCCUGCAGGUGCCCCUGGCCUCCUGCGCCAGCUACGCAUCCUGCUACGACUGUGUCCUCGCCCGGGACCCUUACUGCGCCUGGGACGGCCCCCCCCCGCCCCCCCGCCACCACAGACAGCCCCCCACGUCUUGCAGCACAGGGCUGGUGCAGGACAUCCAGAGCGGCAACGAGGGAUGCCGGAGCAGCUCCGGACGGGUGGAUGGUGACAUGAAAGUGGCUUACAUCUCGGCCAUCAUCGCCUUGGUGGUGCUGUGCGCCGUGCUCAGUGCCAUCCUCCUCUACGUGUUCUGCCUGGAGAAGCGCAAGGGCAAGUACGUCCUGGGGGAGCCGCGACCAAACAGCGUGGAGCUGCAGACCGUCUCGGCCAUGGAGGAGGAGGAGCAAGAGGAAGAGCUCACCUCCCCUGAUGGCUGCCUGCGGAUCAUCCCUGGCGAGGCGCCCACGGCUGCCACCUCUCCGGUCAAGGAGCUGCCAAAUGUUGUGCCCCCAUUGCCACCACCGCCGCCACUGCCGGCCGAGCUCACUAAUGGCGUGGGGGCUCUGCCCAACGUCCUCCGCAAGAUGAAUGGCAACAGCUACAUGCUGCUGCCGCAGCAGGAGGAGGCCCUGGGCCCGCUGGCCUCGCCGCUCUACAGCGCGUCCUUCACUGAGGAGCUCAGCAAGAUCCUGGAGAAGCGGAAACACACGCAGCUGGUGGAGAAGCUGGACGAGAGCUCCGUGUAG